GCGACGUGUUAAAAGCAGAUAGCAACAAGUGUUGAAACGUUUGCCAAUAUUCCUAUCGACAACUUUCAUGUUACUAAAAAAACCAGCCAUGGACCAAAAGCUGUUUAUUGGACCAGGUGUUAUAGCUAUAGGCCUACUCCUGCACACUGUUGGUCAAGCUACGCCAUAUUGGGAUAGUUUUGUUACUGAAGACUCGUCUGUCCACUUUGGCUUGUGGGAAGUCUGCAAUACGUUUGGGUGUAAUAAAAUACAAAUGAACAGCCCAAUCCUGACGCCCCUCUACCACGCCAGCAGAGCUUUCGCCAUCAUGGGAGUUUUGUCCGGAGCUGCAGCGGUUCUCACGAUAUUUCUCUACGUGUUUCAAGUCAAGCUCGUCUACGUCAAAAUAUCCGCAGCAUUGGGAGCUGUAUCUGGUGUGUUGAUCGCCAUAUGCGCCAUUGUGUGGUUUGUGUAUGCAGUUGAUAUGUAUCCAGUGAAUGUAUUCGGCUACUCUUUCAUCCUUAGCUGUGUGGGAUCGGUUUUGUCGAUCAAAGGCAGCAUUGUCAGCUACGUGAUGGUCAGGAGACACCAUCGCUUUGGUUAUGCGACCAUCGUCUCUCCCUAGUUAUGUCUUGUUGGAGACUAACAUUUACAACUAGUUAGGUUAUAGCGGUGGCGUAACAUGGAAUUGUUUAUGGGAGAGGUUCAA
Molecule: messenger RNA, 688 nt
Organism: Physella acuta
Lineage: Eukaryota; Metazoa; Mollusca; Gastropoda; Physidae
Cellular component (GO): membrane
Source: RefSeq, a predicted model, not a curated record